Plasmodium gaboni is the source of this 318-nucleotide messenger RNA. RefSeq names its product 40S ribosomal protein S25. Gene Ontology annotation, cellular component: cytosolic small ribosomal subunit. The record is from RefSeq and is a predicted model, not a curated record. Gene Ontology annotation, molecular function: structural constituent of ribosome. NCBI's taxonomy places the organism in Eukaryota, Apicomplexa, Aconoidasida, Haemosporida, Plasmodiidae. The coding region runs from base 1 to 318 and encodes 105 amino acids. The transcript has 3 exons.
AUGCCUCCUAAAGAAAGAAAAACGAAGGAACAAAUCGCAGCUGCCGCAGCAGCAUCAGGAAGAACUAAAAAAAAGAAAUGGGGUAAGGGUAAGAACAAAGAAAAAUUGAAUCACGCCGUUUUUAUUGACAAAUCUCUUCACUCUAAAAUACUUGAAUGUAAAAAUAUGAAGGUUAUAACUCCAUCUGCAAUUGCAGAAAAAUAUAAGGUAAACUUAAGUGUGGCAAGAGCAGUAAUUAAUCACUUAGCAGACAAAAAAUUAAUUGCAGAAGUUUGUGUGCAAAGCCAUAGUCAAAAAUUAUAUACUAAAGUUGCUUAA